This is a messenger RNA of Hemibagrus wyckioides, 2070 nucleotides long. It is a transcript of the gene cpdp, whose product is annotated as CPD photolyase. Gene Ontology annotation, molecular function: deoxyribodipyrimidine photo-lyase activity. NCBI's taxonomy places the organism in Eukaryota, Metazoa, Chordata, Actinopteri, Siluriformes, Bagridae. The transcript has 9 exons. The record is from RefSeq and is a predicted model, not a curated record. Bases 22 to 1656 code for a protein of 544 amino acids. Gene Ontology annotation, biological process: photoreactive repair.
CCCCAUGGAAGGCGUUGACCAAUGACGUGCCUCUGUUACAAAACAUUACAUGUGCAUGUGUCCGGAGGAUUGAACAGUGUUUCCAGGCGGAUUUUUCACAUCAGCUGUGUUUCAGAAGGGAAAAGGUUUUCAGUAAUCAUGGCCGAGAGGAAGAGGAACCUGAAGCGCAAAGGAGAGCCUCUGAAAGGAGCGGAGAAGCUCUCAGCAGCCCGUGGAGCGGAGAGAGAAGCGGGCUGGCUGCAGGAGAAAGUGGCGGAGAUCCGCAGAAACUCAACUGAGUGUAAAUUCAACAUGAAGCGUCUCCGGUUCCUGUCUGACGCCCAGAAAGUGAGACAGGGCUGCGGGGCAGUGCUCUACUGGAUGGCCCGGGAUCAGAGGGUGCAGGAUAACUGGGCGCUGGUUUACGCUCAGCAGCUCGCUCUGGAGGAGAAACUGCCUCUACACGUGUGUUUCUGCCUCGUGCCACGGUAUUUAGACUCAACUUAUCGCCAGUACGCCUUCAUGCUCAAGGGACUACAGGAAGUAGCCAAGGAAUGCACGAGUCUGGACAUUCAGUUCCACCUCCUGAGUGGCGAGCCCGAGCUGACGCUACCCGGCUUCGUGAAACACUGGGACAUCGGCGGUGUGGUGACGGAUUUUAGCCCUCUCAGACUUCCACUGCAGUGGACUGAACGUGUGAAAAAGGAGCUUCCACCCGACGUCCCCUUCAUUCAGGUCGAUGCCCAUAACGUGGUGCCGUGCUGGGAGGCGUCAAAUAAACUGGAAUACGCGGCGAGAACCAUCCGAGGCAAAAUCACCAAACUGCUCCCAGAGUUCCUCACCGAGUUUCCUCCAGUGGAGGCGCAUCCUCACACUUCCACCAAAACGGCAAAGAAGGUGAACUGGGAGGAAGUGAUGUCAUCCCUGGAGGUAGACCGCAGCGUCGGGGAGGUCGUGUGGGCGCAGCCAGGAAUGGCCGGAGGCGUCGCCAUGCUCGAGUCGUUCAUAGACAAGCGGCUGCGUCUGUUUGCCACCGAGAGGAACAACCCAAACGCUGACGCUCUUAGCCAGCUCUCACCGUGGAUCCACUCAGGUCAGUUAUCAGCUCAGCGUGUUCUGUUGGAGGUGCAGCGUUGGGGGAAACGCUUGACCGAGUCAGUGGCGUCCUUCAAGGAGGAGCUGCUAGUGCGCAGAGAGCUGUCUGAUAACUUCUGCUUCUACAACGACAACUACGACAACAUCAACGGUGCGUAUGAUUGGGCGAAGAAGACGCUGCAGGAUCAUGCUAAAGACUCUCGGCCUUACCUGUACACUCGAGAGCAACUGGAACACGCAGAGACAUAUGACCAGCUGUGGAACGCUGCACAGAGACAGCUAGUGUUGGAGGGGAAGAUGCACGGCUUCAUGCGCAUGUACUGGGCUAAGAAGAUCCUGGAGUGGACGUCUUCACCCGAGGAGGCAGUGAACAUCUCCAUCUACCUGAACGACCGCUACGCGCUGGACGGCUGUGACCCGAACGGAUACGUGGGCUGCAUGUGGUCCAUCUGUGGGAUUCAUGAUCAGGGCUGGGCCGAGCGACACAUUUUCGGGAAAGUGCGCUACAUGAACUACGCGGGCUGCAAGCGCAAGUUCGAUGUGGGCCAAUUCGAGAGGAGGUACACCGGGAAGAAGGCCUGAGAUACACACACACACACACACACACACACACACAGGUCCUCCAUGUGUUUGUUCUCUGUAGUGUGCCUGUAUGUUGAACUCAUUCUCAGUCAUUUUGAGUUUUAUGUUGCUGUAACUGAAAGCUUUCUGCUCAGACAUUUUUAGUUAAACUUUAGGAAAAUGGUUCAAGUUUAUUCAUCUAGAAAAAGAACAUCAGAGCAAGCGAGAUGUUUGUGACGGUUUGUGUAGCUGGAGCUGGAUCAGUGUAAUUAACAUAGAAUUGUGUGUCAGUUGAUCUAAACACUCUAAAGUCACUUGUAAGACAAGUUACACACACACACACACAUCAGUCGCAUCAGGCCUUUAACACGCAGAUUUGGGGAUUUUCUUGUAAGAAAUGUAAUCAUCAAAAUGGUUUUGUACUUUUUAAAUAAA